AGAAGCUGCUCUCUGAUCUUAAGGAUGAUAAACAUUACAAACUACAGACACUGAUCGUUUGAUACGGUCAACCAUAAGACUCUCUUAGCCACCCUCAGGAGUCUUGGGAUAUGCGGAUCAGCUUGGGAAUGGUUCGCUUCCUACCUGGAAGGACGCUCAUAUCAGAUGCCACAGCUUCUGACCGGAUCUCUGCAUGUCUGGCAGAAAUUUCAUCAUGGAUGACUGCUCAUCAGUUAAAGCUUAAUCCUAGCAAAACUGAGCUGCUCUUCAUCCCAGGUGAUUCAUCCCCAGGUCAUGAUCUUGCUAUAUCCUUGCACAACGAUCUGAUCUCCCCUUCAGCCACAGCUCGCAACCUUGGGGUAACCAUGGACAAUCAACUGUCCUUUUCCUCUCAUGUUGCUAAUGUGACUCGCUCAUGUCGGUUUCUUCUCUACAACAUUAGAUGGAUUCGACCAUUUCUGUCCACACAGGCUGCUCAGGUACUUGUUCAGUCUCUUGUCAUUUCUAGACUGGAUUACUGCAAUGCACUGCUGGCAGGUCUACCUAUGAACGCAAUCCGUCCUCUGCAAAUGAUCCAAAAUGCAGCUGCCCGGCUUGUUUUCAACCUGCCAAAGUUCUCUCAUACCACCCCGCUGCUGCGAUCCCUCCACUGGCUUCCGGUAGCUGCACGCAUCAGAUUCAAAACACUGAUGCUGGCCUACAAAGCCAAAAAUGGACCAGCUCCCUCUUACCUCAAAGCCCUCAUCACUCCUCGCACUGCACCCCGCACCCUCCGAUCUACCAGCACUGCUCGACUGGUUCCACCAUCUCUCAGGGUAAGAGGCAAAUAUACUACAAGACUCUUCUCUGUACUGGCACCAAGGUGGUGGAACGAACUUCCCCUAGAGGUCCGGACAGCUGAGUCACUGGCUAUUUUCAAGCGGCGGUUGAAGACCUACUUAUUCAGGAAACACUUCAACUAGC
Molecule: messenger RNA, 963 nt
Organism: Tachysurus vachellii
Lineage: Eukaryota; Metazoa; Chordata; Actinopteri; Siluriformes; Bagridae
Exons: 3
Coding region: 111-962 (283 amino acids)
Source: RefSeq, a predicted model, not a curated record